AUGGCGACAGCCACCAAGAGCUCCUGCUGUGAUCCAUGUCGCUUGCUACACCACAAAUGUGACGGAGACCUGCCACAGUGCAGCCGAUGUGCUCGGACCGGACGCGCGUGUAUACGGGGACAGCGAAAGACACGGUUUCGCCAGGUGAAAGAUUCGGGUUCACGGAUUCGAUUCCCUCGCAAUCAAGUUUGGCUGAAGCCGCCACCACGAGUGGACUUUGUGCUCGAGUCUGGCAGUGGUGACGAUGGUCUAGUAGCAGAGUCAACGGAUGACCGACAGCUUGAUGGGAGCUUGCCUUUACUCGAGAAGGAUGGCUCGCUAAUGACUAACCCCCUCUCACCUCAGUCAGCACCACAGGAGGAAUAUCUUCCAUCACGCGACCAAUCAGAGGGAAACCAGUCUGAGAGGUAUUAUCCGUUGGGCAAGCGUCGAGACGCACACACGAGACAGCGACUAUGGCCCCUGAGAGACCCAGAAGAAGCUGCUCUCUUGAAGCACUUUGUGGACCGCAUAUCGUCCUUUUUUGAUUGCACAGACCGCCAGCAGCAUUUUGCAGUGCACAUCCCCUUUCGCGCUAGGUAUUGCGACACGCUUUUUAACGCAAUUAUGGCCAUGUCAGCUCGCCAUCUGAGUCGCACAGCCACAUUUGACCCCUAUAUAUCCGACCAUUACUAUCAAAUCUGCCUUGAGACAUUGAUCCCAGCAUUGAAUGACCAUGGCGCGGCUAUGAAUGACGAUUUGCUGGCGGCUACCGUCAUCCUUCGCCUACUGGAGGAAUAUGAUGUCCCACUGGCGGGUUCUGAUCUUCGGGGUCAUUCCUUUGGGACCAAAGCCUUCAUGAAAGCUCCGCCGCCAUCCGUGACCAAGACCCCGAGUUUACGACAGGCCGUCUACUGGAGUGGUCUCCGUCAGGAAAUCUACAAUGCUAUGAGCCUUCGCCAACCCCCCGACAUUGAUCUCAGCUCGCUGCAUUCACUCUUUACUGCGCUCGGCCCGGAUGCUGUGGACUGUGACUGGGCCAACCAAGCAAUUGCGCAUUGCGCCGACGUCUUACUCUUCUCCUUCGGCGCGUGCCCACGCUCUGUGGCGGUGCAUGCCGAUCUCUGCAAGAGGAAUGAGCAAUGGAGCGAGAUUCGCCCAGCGUCAUUCGACCCCUACUUCGUCGGUGAUGAGGUGCAGAUCGGGGCAACGUUCCCCGACAUCCGGUUUAGCUCUGCAUGGCACGCUAUCGGCUACCAAUAUAACAAACUCGCGAAGAUAUUACUUUCGGUGCACGAUCCUGAGUUGCCGACUGUCGGCCCUCUGCGCAAACGAGUCGCGCGGCAAGUGGAUCAACAAAUACGACAGGGAGUCUGGACCGUAUGUGGCGUGGCUCUGUCGAAUUCUUCAGUGCCUCCAGCGAUGGUGAUCGGCUGCAUGGCCAUUCAGAUAUGUAGGGAACCCCGAUCACAAGCAGGAUGCGAGCUAAUGGGCGUUGAAGGUGGCGAUCGAUUCACGGAUCGACAGGAACAGGAUCGGCUAAUUCAAAUCCUCCUUCGAACGGAAUCGCUGCACGGAUGGCCAACUAAUUCCAGCGCCCGCCAUCUUUGCGAGACGUGGGGGUAUGCACUGAAUUCGGAUGGGAAGGACGAUCCAGGUGCACAGCUGGGAGUGCAGGGUUGA
Molecule: messenger RNA, 1662 nt
Organism: Penicillium atrosanguineum
Lineage: Eukaryota; Fungi; Ascomycota; Eurotiomycetes; Eurotiales; Aspergillaceae
Product: Zn(II)2Cys6 transcription factor domain-containing protein
Exons: 7
Coding region: 1-1662 (553 amino acids)
Biological process (GO): positive regulation of transcription by RNA polymerase II
Cellular component (GO): nucleus
Molecular function (GO): DNA-binding transcription factor activity, RNA polymerase II-specific; transcription cis-regulatory region binding; zinc ion binding
Source: RefSeq, a predicted model, not a curated record